AUGUCAAGUCCCAAGGUCUCUAUGGCUAAGGAUUUGGGAUCUCUUUCCAGUACUAGUGACAAGCCUUCUACUGCAAAAAAGCAUAAGUUGAGUAAAAAAAGGAGGGAUGCUAUAAAGAAGAAAAUUGAUGAAAAAAAUCAUGCUGAAAAAUGCCAAAUUUCUAAGCUUUUUGAUAGUACCUCUCUACAGCAGGUUGGUCAGAGCUGUCAACAAUUUGUACUAGAUGAUGAUCAAGUGGGAAUGCAUAUAACUCCUCUCCAGGCCCAUUGUAUCCCCACUACUCCCCUCUAUUCAGCAGACUUCACUCCUGAGGCAACUAAUCAACUCAACUAUACUCUUAACACCAACAAUGAAAUUCCUCUUAAAGUUGAUGAGUAUGCUGUGUGUGUAUCUGAAGAUGAGGAUGAUAGUGAUAACCAGCCAAUGCAGGAAAAUAAUGAGGAUGAUGUGGGAGUCAUGGAAAGACUUAAAGCUUUCAAGAAUAUCCAUCAGGUUUCUCUUUUUGCUAUUUUGGAGCCUUUCUCUGAUAGAACUCAAAUUCAUCAUUUCAAAAAUCAGCUCAAUAUGGACCAUGCAGUUACCAAUCCAAAUGAUCCUGAGGAAAAGUUGGGAGGUGCCAUCUACAAUAUGAGAAAAAGUUUUGAGUUUAUUAGCAUUAUUGAAGCUUGUGGCUUGCAGGAUUUGGGGUUCUCUGGUCAGAAGUUUACCUGGUAUAAUCAGAGGGGUAUUCUUUCCAGAAUUUGGAAGAGAUUAGAUAGGGGUAUGGUCAAUGACAAAUGGCUGGAAGUGAUGCCUCAAACGCCUAUUACUCACCUCCCUACUGUGGGCUCAGACCACUGCCCCUUGUUGUUAGAAAUGACUGAGCACAAUUAUCACCACAUCAAAUAUUUCAAAUUUCUGAACUGCUGGACUGAUCACCCAGCUUUUAUGGAGACUGUUAGUAACUGCUGGAACAGUCCUACUGAAGGCAAUCCUAUGUGGUGUUUCCAUCAAAAAAUGAAGAGAUUAUUUACUACCCUUAGUAGGUGGUCUAAGCUGCAUUUUGGAGACAUAUAUACCAAGGUGAAAGAGUAUGAGGACAAGGCUAGACAAGCUGAAGAUGAGCUAAUUUCUGCUAAUUCUAAGGAAUGUAGAGCCAACCUGCAUGCCAUCAAUGCUGAGUAUAUUAGAUUUUUGAAGUUAGAGGAAUCCAUGUUGAAACAAAAAACUCAAUUACAUUGGUUCAAAGAAGGUGACAUGAAUUCCAAGUACUUCUAUGCAGUCAUCAGAGGAAGGAGGAGGAAACUUUACAUUCAUAGAAUUCAAGAUGAAGAAGGCACCUGGCUACAAGGAGAAGAAGAUAUAGCGAGGGCUGCUUGUGAUCAUUUUCAACACAUCUUCACAGGUGAGGAACAACAUAUUCAGGAAGAUGUCCUUCAGUGUGUUCCUAAACUAGUCAGUGAUGCUCAGAACAAGAACCUCCAAGCUCUUCCUACCUUAGAAGAAUUGAGAAUUGUUAUAUUCUCUAUGAAUCCUAACUCAGCAGUUGGCUCUGAUGGGAUGAAUGGAAAAUUUUUUCAGGAGUGCUGGGAGAUCAUUAAGGAAGACUUAUUCAGACUUUUAUGUCUUAGACUAGCCACCAUUCUUCCUAAUCUUAUUUCCCUUAACCAAUCUGGUUUUGUCAAGAAUAGGAGCAUUUUUGAGAAUAUCAUGCUUGCUCAAGAGAUCAUUCAUCAGAUAAAGAAGCCUAAUGUGGGUGGUAAUGUGGUCAUCAAGUUGGACAUGACCAAAGCAUAUGAUAGAGUUUCUUGGUCCUACAAUUGUUUGGUCUUGAGGAGAAUGGGCUUUGGGGAAGGGUUCAUAGAUAUGACAUGGUUUUUCUACUCCACAAGAGGCCUUAAACAAGGAGACCCUCUUUCACCUGCCUUGUUUAUCAUUGGGGCUGAAGUGCUGUCUAGACUUAUGAACAACCUUCACCAUCAUACCCAUUAUCAUGGCUUUUUGAUGGCAAAAGGGGGCCCCCAGAUUAAUCAUCUCAGCUUUGCAGAUGAUGUUAUCAUUUUCUCUUCUGGGAGGUCUCAAACCUUGCAGCUCAUUAUGGAUACUUUGCACACUUAUGAAAGUACCUCUGGGCAGUUGAUCAACAGAGAUAAGAGUCACUUCAUGGUCCCUUCUAAUGCUUUCAAUUCUACUGUAAGAAGGAUCAAGAGGGUCACUGGCUUCAAGAAAAUGACCAGCCCUAUCACUUACUUGGGGUGCCCUCUUUACAUUGGUAGGCAGAAGAUCAACUACUACUCUGAUCUGAUUACCAAAGUUGUGACUAAAAUAACAGGGUGUCAGGCUAAGCUCCUCAGCUAUGGAGGCAGAGUCACUUUGAUUAAGCAUGUUAUUCAAGCCCUUCCUAUUUAUCUUCUCUCUGCUAGUUCCCCUUCUGCAACCACUAUCAAACAAAUUCAGAGAAUCACUGCAAACUUCUUUUGGGGGUGGAAGAAUGAUAAGAGGAAGUACCAUUGGUCCUCUUGGAAGAACCUUAGCUACCCCUAUGAUGAAGGAGGUAUUGGUGUGAGACAAGUCUCUGAUGUGGCUAAGUCCUUCCAGUAUAAACAGUUGUGGGUAUUUAGGACCAAAAACACUCUGUGGGGGGAAUUUCUCAAAGCCAAGUACUGUCAAAGGUCCAAUCCCAUUACCAAAAAAUGGGAUACUGGACAAUCUUUGAUCUGGAAGCACCUGAUGAAGAAUAAACACAAUGUUGAGCCUCACAUACAAUGGCAAAUCCAGUCUGGCUUUUGCCUCUUUUGGUGGGAUAACUGGCUGGGUAUUGGUCCUUUAGCUCAAUUCAGCACUCACAACUGUAGGCUCAAUAAUACCCAAGUAUCAUCAUUCAUGAACAAUGGGCAUUGGAAUGCAAACUUGCUCAUUCAACAGGCCCCUCCCCAAUUUGUUCCUUCCAUCCUUGCUACUCACAUCAACCAGCAGCCCCUCAAACAAGACCAGCCAUGCUGGACUCUUAACAACUAUGGGGAGUUUAGUUGUUCCUCUACUUGGGAUAUCAUCAGAGACAAGAGGCAUAGAAACAGGAUUAACUCCAAUAUCUGGCACCAACACAUACCUUUCAAGUGCUCCUUUCUUGUUCGGAGGGCUCUUAGAAGAAAGCUUCCCACCAAUGACAAACUUAUCAGCUUUGGUCACCCUCUCUCAGUGCUACUGCUGCUACAAACCUGGCCAAGACACCAUAGACCAUAUCUUUGUUGCAGGAGCCUUUGCCAGGAGUAUUUGGAGUGGCCUCACAACAGGAGGGACCUGGUCCUCUUAGUUAAACAAUGCUACCAAGAUACCAAAGUUACUCCUGUAUGCUGGACCAAGACUCCUGAUCAUUUGGUGAAACUAAACACUGAUGGCAGUGCUCUCAGUAAUCCAGGCAACAUUGGUGGUGGAGGUAUCCUUAGAAAUGCAUCUAGUGAGCUCAUUUUUGCUUAUGCAAUUCCUUUAGGUGCUGGAACUUAUAACCAAGCAGAGAUUAAAGUUGCAAUCUUUGGUCUCUCUUGGUGCCUUCAUCUUGGUUACUCUUAG
Molecule: messenger RNA, 3549 nt
Organism: Solanum dulcamara
Lineage: Eukaryota; Viridiplantae; Streptophyta; Magnoliopsida; Solanales; Solanaceae
Exons: 6
Coding region: 1-3549 (1182 amino acids)
Molecular function (GO): RNA-DNA hybrid ribonuclease activity; nucleic acid binding
Source: RefSeq, a predicted model, not a curated record